AUGGUUUCAAGGGAAACUAUUGAAAGGCCAAAAGCAACUAUCUCAGCUGGAGUAGUGCUCUGCAGCAAGUGCAAAUGUGAAGCUGAGCUAGAAGUGGUCCUGGACAGGCAGAGUCAGCCCAUUCCGAGUGUUUUUGAUAGGAUUGGAACCUCAUCUCGAGAUAGAGCCAGGUGGAAGGAGUAUCCCAGACCAGCCCAGCACAGCAGGAGGAUGACAGAGCAGCCCAAGAAGGAAAUAUCAAUCAAGAUGCCCGGGAAUGACAAACCUCUGGCUGCUAUCAUAGAAGGAAGGUGGUAUGCUGUCGGGAAAAGUGGCAGACCAACUAUGGAAUUAACCAGAACCCAUAAGAGGAGGGUUCAAAGGCAAUACUGCAUAUUCCUCAAGAACAAAAGUGAUGCACAGGCACCUCCGGAGACCACUUCUGACAGAAAAGGGAAAGAUUCGGAAAUACCUUCCCAGGCAGAACAAGUAAUCCAGCCACAGAAAAUGUUGAAAGCUAGAUCUCCAGUUAAGCCUUCUAUCCAUCUUGCUUCAUCCUCAGACAAUCAAUUUAAACAUUCACAGAUACGAGGAGAAUCUGAACCUAUUCUAGUAGAAGGGCAAGAAGACUGGACUAAGGAAAAUGAAGAGGAGCAGCUAGAUUAUGAGCCAUCUGCAGAUGACCAGAAUGCACUCCUCGAAACAGAAGAACAGGAAGAUUGA
Messenger RNA from Prunus armeniaca (apricot), 702 nucleotides. The record is from the annotation of a GenBank genome assembly. Lineage: Eukaryota; Viridiplantae; Streptophyta; Magnoliopsida; Rosales; Rosaceae.